UAACACUACUCUGUCUCUCUAUAUAUCUUUCUCUCUGUAUAUAUAUCUUUCAUUAGUCGCCGAAAAACAGACUUCCGAUAACUGAGGAUUCUGUAUUGUUAUGAUCCAUGGCAAAGGGCCGCAAACUUACAGUCAGCCGGAGCGAAAGAUUCUUAGGAGGCUACGGACACCACACCGACGGCGACGAUGAAGGUAUAGAGCUCGGAGAGCAUGACGUUUGGUCGUUGGUAGAUGACAUGGUCACCGGGGGGACUGAUCAUCAUUCUAUCAACGGCGAGUGGGACUCACACGCCGCCACAAUGCCUCGCCGACGUGGGCUUGUGAGAACCGCCGGCGGGCUAUCGGUGGCUUUUGAGGAUCAGGCCGGGAACAUGAUGGUCGCGUCGCCAAGGAUUGUUCAUCAGUUUCGUAACGGUGGUGACAGCCUGGCAUCUCCACGUGGACGGCAUAUGGCCACGUCAGCGCCAGUCAACGUGCCGGAUUGGUCAAAAAUAUAUCGAGUUGACUCGGUAGAGUCGAUACAUGAUUCGGAUGAUGGGAUGGAUGAUGACCCGGACAUGGUCCCGCCCCAUGAGUAUUUAGCGCGUAGCCAUCGAUCGACUGCCAAGUCGGUUUUUGAGGGCGUGGGUCGUACCCUUAAGGGUCGAGACAUGAGCCGAGUUCGUGAUGCGGUUUGGAGUCAAACCGGAUUCGAUGGUUAAUUAAUUAGUAUCCAAUUUUAUUAUGAAAGAAAUGGAUAAUUUUUUUUCUUUUUUUGUUAUCUUGUCGUUUUUUAGACCCAAAGAUAAUACAUAAUUGAAUUUUAACUCA
This is a messenger RNA of Erigeron canadensis, 810 nucleotides long. RefSeq lists its product as uncharacterized. The record is from RefSeq and is a predicted model, not a curated record. The transcript has a single exon. Lineage: Eukaryota; Viridiplantae; Streptophyta; Magnoliopsida; Asterales; Asteraceae. The coding region runs from base 108 to 701 and encodes 197 amino acids.